AUGAGGAAAAGGAAGAUCUUCUCCGUCUAUUUCUGUGCCGUGCCCGGCGGGAUCGAGGUGAAAUGGUUGAAGAACGGGCAGGAGCAGACGGCUGGAGUGGUGUCCAUGGAGCUGAUGCAGAAUGGAGACUGGACCUUCCAGAUCCUGGUGAUGCUGGGAAUGACUCCCCGGAGCGGGGACGUCUACACCUGCCAGGUGGAGCACAGCAGCCUGCUGGCCCCCCUCAUUGUUGGCUGGGGUGCAGUUGGACUUAACCACAAGAAUCUGACGGGGGUCGGGGGCUUUGUGCUGGGGCUGAUCUACCUGGCGCUGGGACUCCUUGUCUACCUGAGGAACAAGAAAAAGGUGCACUCAGCCACAGCCAGGAGAAAGAUACUGAUGGGGAUUGGGGCCUUUGUGGUGGGGCUGAUCUUCCUGGCACUGGGACUCCUUGUCUACCUGAGGAACAAGAAAGAGCAUUUCCUGUUGCAGGGGAAGGCUGAGUGUCUCUACACAAAUGUGUCCCAGCGGGUGAGGUUUGUGCUGAAGUUCAUCUGGGACCAGCAGCAGUACGUUCACUUCGACAGCGAUGUUGGCGUGUUUGUGGCUGACACUGUGCUGGGUCAGCCUGAUGCCACAUACUGGAACAGCCAGAAGGAGGAGUUGGAGUACACCCGGGGUGCAGUGGACAGUGUCUGCCAGCGCAACUAUGGGGUGGCUGAGCAAGCCCAUGUGCUUGGCCGCAGUGCGAAGCCCAAGGUGAAAGUCUCCCCAGCAAAAUCAGGGGCCCAGGCCCACCCGGACGCACUGAUUUGCUUUGUGACGGGGUUCUACCCAGGCAACAUUGGGGUUAAGUGGUUGAAGAACAGGCAGGAGCAGACGGCCGGAGUGGUGUCCACAGAGCUGAUGCAGAACGGAGACUGGACCUUCCAGAUUCUGGUGAUGCUGGAAGUGACCCUCCACAGCUGGGACGUCUACACCUGCCAGGUGGAGCACAGCAGCCUGCCGGGACCCAUCACUGUGCUCUGGGAGGUGCAGUUGGACUCAUCCAGGAACAAGAUGCUGACAGGGAUCGGGGGCUUCGUGCUGGGGCUGAUCUUCCUGGCGCUGGGACUCCUCAUCUACUUGAGGAAAAAAAAAGGUGAGAGGGACAUGGGUGGGGCAGCAGCACUGGGGCCAUGGUCUUACACCACGGCCCAGUGUGUGGGGGUGCCCCACAUCUAUGGGGAAGAGCAGCUCUUGGUUUCUAGGCGAGACAGGGAGGUGAAGUCUGACUCAAUCAGGAGCAAGAUGCUGAUGGGGGUCAGGGGCUUCAUGCUGGCGCUGUUCUUCCUGGUGUUGGGACUCCUUGUUUAUCUGAGGAAAAAGGAAGACCUGUGA
This is a messenger RNA of Alligator mississippiensis (American alligator), 1359 nucleotides long. RefSeq names its product DLA class II histocompatibility antigen, DR-1 beta chain. Gene Ontology annotation, molecular function: MHC class II protein complex binding. Gene Ontology annotation, biological process: peptide antigen assembly with MHC class II protein complex; positive regulation of T cell activation; immunoglobulin production involved in immunoglobulin-mediated immune response. Bases 1 to 1359 code for a protein of 452 amino acids. The record is from RefSeq and is a predicted model, not a curated record. Lineage: Eukaryota; Metazoa; Chordata; Crocodylia; Alligatoridae. The transcript is spliced from 9 exons. Gene Ontology annotation, cellular component: MHC class II protein complex; membrane.